AUGUCCAAAAGGUUCAGCCACCAGUUGCGGCACAACAUCACAGAAGACGCCUAUUGUAAGACACACCUGGAACCAACCCACCUAUUCUGUGACGAUGACCAAAUCACACUGUGCAGCACCUGUUUCCAGUCCCAGGAACACAAGCAUCACAUGAUGUAUGGGAUACAAGAAGCCGCUGAGAAUUACAGGAAGUUACUCCAAGAAAUAUUGAACACACUGAAGGAGAAACUUGAAGUAGCUAAAAGCAUAUUGGCUGAUGAGCAAGAAAGAAUGAUGACGGUUCAGGAGGAAGAACAGAAUUAUAAAGAGAUGAUUGAGUCUGAAUAUAGAACAAGGCUCCAGUUGUUGAGUGAAGUGAAUGAGCUGAACCUCCAGAGACUACCAGGAUGCACCUCUGACUUGAACUUGGGAGAAGCCAGUCUGAAUCAAUCGAUUGGGUUUGCCGCGGAGCUAGAGAAGUCCUCCCAGGAAAUGCUACAGAGACUGAGCCAUCUGGGGAGAGAGAACAUGAACAAACUGAAGGAGAGCGAGGUCAGAGUUUCUGAGCAGAUCUGCAGCCUCCAAAGGGCCACUGCAGAGCUGGAGAAGAAGUGUGGGGAACCAGCCUUAGCAGUGCUCAAGAAUGCAAGAUAUUGUUUGGAAAGGAGUGAGUCACUACUGCUUCAGUGUCUAGAGCCUGCUCGCAUCACAGACCUGAGUUUAUGCCAAACACUAGGAAUGAGCCAAAUACUAAGAGUGUUCCACAGAUUCAUAACUUUGGAUCCCAGAACAGCUCAUCCCUGCCUGGUCUUGUCUGAGGACCUGAGAAGCGUGAGAGUUGGAAGUGUCCAGAAAGAUGUGCCUGGCGACCCAGGGAGAUUCGACUUCGGGGCCACUGUGUUGGGUCUGGAAAGCUUCACCUCCGGGAGGCACUACUGGGAGGUAGAUGUGGAAAAGGCGACCAAGUGGCAAUUGGGCGUAUACCAAGUUUCUGCAAACAGAAAGGGCACCGUGCCCACAGCCUCUGGAGAUAAAGUCUUACUCAUGGGGUCCAUGAUGGGGACUGAUUAUACCUUCUGGGUUUUCCCCCCUUUGAAAAGGGUUUCCCUGAGAAAGCCAAUGCACAAAGUUGGAGUUUUCCUAGACUAUGAAUAUGGACACAUAUCAUUCUACAAUGUGACAGAGAGAACCCUCAUUUAUAAUUUCUCUCGCCUCUUCUUCCAAGGAGCUCUUAGGCCUGUAUUUUCUCUUUGUAUCCCAAAUUGA
Molecule: messenger RNA, 1245 nt
Organism: Propithecus coquereli (Coquerel's sifaka)
Lineage: Eukaryota; Metazoa; Chordata; Mammalia; Primates; Indriidae
Gene: TRIML2
Product: tripartite motif family-like 2
Exons: 7
Coding region: 1-1245 (414 amino acids)
Molecular function (GO): zinc ion binding; protein binding
Source: RefSeq, a predicted model, not a curated record